GCCACCUCCCGGGCACGUCCCCUUUGGGCUUCCUGUGGCGCAAACUUCGGGCCACCCCAGAAGGAGCAGCAUUUUGGUAGAAUGUGAAAGCCGUUGGGACUGAGGGGCCUCCCCAAAGCCUAGGGUUCGCCGAGGCCGAUCCCAACCCAACAAUCCUCUUCCCCGGGGCUACCGAUACACCGAAAACCGAAACCGUGUAGAGUUAGAGGAACUUACAUUCUGCUUUUGAAAAGAGCCCUCGGAAUCCUCGCCUUGACAUUGGCUGCCUAUGCGACCUUGGGAGCCCCGCAAUCUCUAAGGAUCUGUUUACUCAUCUGUGAAAUGGAGAGGGAGAGCAAAGGGGAGAACCAAGAGGCGAAGCCCAUCGGGAGCCUCUAGCGGGGCUGGCUCUCCCACAGACCCUUUGGGAGCCUGGUAGAUUCCUGAACUUGCAAAGGUCUGAAGAUGCUGAGGAUUGCCAUCUGCGCCAUCUCUAUCCUGGGGUCUGUCCUGGCUCAUGCCCCCCAGGGCCACGUCUCCAUCAUCCUCCUGGGAGCCACGGGGGACCUGGCCAAAAAGUACCUGUGGCAGGGCCUUUUCCAGCUCUACCUGGAUGAGGCGUCCAACGGCCACAGCUUUCGCUUCCACGGGGCAGCCCUGAAUCCCCCCGAGCAGGGGUGGCAGCUCAUGACCCAGGCCCUGGACAAGCUCUCCUGCCCCUUGGAUGUGCUGCCCGAGUCCUGUGCAGAGCUCAAGGGGCAGUUUCUGAAAUUGAGCCAAUACUGGCAGCUGCAGACAGCUGAGGACUACUCGACCCUAAGCCAGGACAUUGAGACCCGGCUCCAGCAGGAGGGCCUUCGGGAGGCUGGGAGGAUCUUCUACUUUUCUGUUCCUGCCUUCGCCUAUGCAGGAAUCGCCCAGCACAUUAACAGCAGCUGUCGGCCAGGGCCGGGAGCCUGGCUGCGGGUGGUCCUCGAGAAGCCCUUUGGCCAUGACCGCCGCUCCGCCCAGGAGCUCUCCAAGGAACUUGGGACCUUCUUCCGAGAGGAGGAGAUGUAUCGCGUGGACCACUACCUUGGCAAGCAGGCAGUGGCCCAGAUCUUGCCCUUCCGAGACCAGAACCGUAAUGCACUGGACCGGCUUUGGAACCGGCACCAUGUGGACAGGGUGGAGAUUGUCAUGAAGGAGACAGUGGAUGCAGAGGGUCGCAUCAGCUUUUAUGAAGAAUAUGGAGUCAUUCGAGAUGUCAUCCAGAACCACCUGACUGAAAUCCUCAUGUAUGUAGCCAUGGAGCUUCCCCGAAACCUCAGCAACCCAGAGGAGCUGCUUCGGUGCAAGUUGCAGACCUUUCGGGCUCUUCGGAGUCUGGAGAAAGGAAAUGCUGUCCUUGGGCAGUACCAGGCUUACCAAGGACAGGUCCAGAAGGAGCUGCAGAAGCCUAGCGGGUAUAUGAGCCUGACACCAACCUUUGCAGGUGUCCUCCUUCAGAUUGACAACCUGCGCUGGGAGGGCGUCCCCUUCAUCCUGAUGUCUGGUAAAGCCCUGGAUGAAAGGGUGGGCUAUGUCCGGAUCAUAUUCAAAAACCGGGCAUACUGUGCCCAGAGUGAGAGCCAUCGAGAUUCGGGGAAGAGCCAGUGUCAGCCAAGACAGAUCAUCUUCUAUAUUGGGCAUGGAACUCUGGGCAGCCCUGCAGUGCUGGUCAGCAGGAACCUGUUUAAACCCUCACCGCCCCUUGGAAGCUGGCAGGAGAUCCAGGAAAUGCCUGAGCUCCACCUCUUCGGUCAGCGACUGGCUGAUUAUUAUGCCUACCGCCCCAGGCAGGAGAGAGAUGCCUACUCUGUUCUGAUUUCCCACAUCUUCCACCAACAGAAGAAUUCUUUCAUCACAACAGAGAACCUGCUGGCCUCUUGGGAUGUGUGGACCCCACUGCUGGACAGCAUCACCCAGGAGGUACCCCGGCUGUACCCCGGGGGGAAUGGCAAUGAGCAUCUGCUGGAUUUUGAGCAGGAGGGCAACCAGGUCGUCUUUGUGCAGCGGGAGGUGGAACAGCUGGUGUCCAACCCCGGCUCUGGGCCAAUGCCUAGCGACUUCCGCGUCCUCAAGGCCAAGUACCGACAGAGCCCACUGGUCUCGGCUUGGCCUGAGGAGCUGAUCGCCCGGUUGGCGUCUGACAUCGAGGUGGCAGCCGAGCGGGCCGUGAGACGCUCUGGGGAAUUCCACCUGGCCCUUUCAGGGGGUGCCAGCCCUGUGGCCCUCUUUCAGAGACUGGCCAAGUGGCACUACAACUUCCCUUGGGACCACACUCACCUGUGGCUGGUAGAUGAGCGGUGUGUCCCGCUGACCGACCCUGAAUCCAACUUCCAGGGCCUGCACGUCCACCUUCUCCAGCACAUCCGAGUGCCUUAUUGCAACAUCCACCCCAUGCCUGUCCACUUGCACCGGAGGUUGUGCGUGGAAGAGGAUCAAGGAGCUGAGCUCUAUGCCAAGGAAAUCUCAGCCCUUGUGACCAACAGCAGCUUUGACCUGGUGCUCCUGGGCCUUGGAACUGACGGGCACACAGCUUCCCUCUUUCCUCACUCACCCAGUGGCUUAGAAGGAGAGAAGCUGGUGGUCCUCACUGAGAGCCCGGCCAAGCCCCACCAGCGCAUGAGCCUCAGCCUCUCCCUCAUCAACCGGGCCAAGAAGGUAGCUGUCCUGGUGAUGGGCAAAAGGAAGAAGGACAUCGCCCUCCAGGUGAGCCGAGUGGGCCACGAGCCCAAGAAGUGGCCCAUUUCUGGGGUCCUCCCUACUUCUGGCCAACUCGUCUGGUACAUGGAUUAUGAUGCUUUUCUGGGCUGAUGGUGCCCAUUGGCUCACCUGCCCUCUCCUGUCCUCCUUGCUUUCUAAAGAAAUUGGUGCCCUAAGGCCACACAUUCCGACAGUGCCCAGAAGGGUGGGGAGAGGAGCAGGCAAUAGCUAUGAACUGAAUGAGUCCAAAAAGAGGCUGGAUUUGAGAUCAGAGGAUCCGAGUUCAAAUUUUGACUCUGAUGUGCUAAAUGUGUGACCUUGGGAAAAUCACCAAACUUCCAUGAACCUCAGUUUCCUCCUCUAUAAAAUGAGGUGGUUAUAGAUGAUGAUAUCUAAGGUCCUUUCCAGCUCGGAGUCUAUGAUCUAUGAGCUUCCUGGGUCUCAGUUUUCCUCAUCUGUAAAAUGACAAGGUUGGACUAAAUGAUCUCUAAGGUAAAUCUGUAAUAUGUAACUACUGCGGUCCCUUCCAACUGUGAGAUUCUGUGAUACUGUGAUUCAAAGUGUUCAUUCAAUGACUACUAUGAACAGGAAACCACUCAGCACAUCCAGGGACUCAAGAUGGAAGAAACAAACCAUUUCCGUCUAUGCCUUAAAGACACUUUUCAUCUGCUGGGAGAGAGAAGAUUCCUUCAGUGAAAAGGACAAACUGCCAUGUCCAGAAAUGCCAUGAUAAUAGAAUGCCAACUGAGCCAACAGGACGCAGAGAAAAAUGGUGGCUAGAGUGGGAUGGGGCUAAUCAGGGAUGGCUUCCCAGGAGGUGAGUUGUUUAAAUUGGUCUUGGGAAAAACAGGAAGCCUCGGUCUGACAGAGGAGAGUAAGGGGAGGGCAUUAGAACAGAGACAUGGUAUAGGUUAAGCUUUGGAAGCCAGAAAAGGGCACUUUGUUGCUAGGAAGGGGUCAGUUCAUUCAACUGCCUCAGGUGGAACAGAAUUCUUGUUGUCAAAUGCUGAAAUGGAGAUGGAGAAAGAUGGGAGGCCACUGGGAGUCAGCCUAACGAUAUCUCAUGUUUCCAUAGACUUUUAGGGUCUGCAGAGUACUUUACAGACAUGUAAAGUAUUUGAUUCUCACAGAAACUGUGAAGUAGGUGCUAUUAUUAUCCCCAUUUUACAGACAAGGAAACUGAGGCCCGAUGGACUUGCCCAGGGCCACUCAGCUAGUAAGUGUCUCAAGCUGGUUUUGAGCCUAAGCCAUCCUGACUCUCCAGUUCCAAGCAGAUCAGGCUCUACGUCAUGGCCAAGAGAACGCAACCCCGAGUGGGGAUGGAUGCCACAAGCCACACUUUCCCAGCAGCUCUCUUCUAGCAGCCAAGGGCUCUUGACCUGUGUGGCCUCUCUUCUGUGGAAGGGACAGCCACGUCCCUUUCUGCCCUUUCUGCCGGAUCACCCAGACCGGGGAAAGGCUGUGAGACCAGCAGCCGAGCCGCCUUCUAUCACUCAGCCUUGCAGCGCCAGCCUCAACAUGUCUUUCUCCUCUUCCAGGAUACUUACACCUGCCCUGUGAUGCUGGGCCAUGGAUAAAAUCUCAGGGUUGUCUCUGAUCAUCCCCAAGGGGGUCUGAACAUUGUAAUGCAAAGUAAUUUUGUAAUCCUCUUUCCUUCACCUAGAGGCAAUAGGAUACUGUAGAUGGAACAUCAGGUAACAAGUAUCGACAUACAUAUGUGUGCGAGCACGUGUGUAUGUGUGUACAUAUAUGUAUGUAUGUUAGUAUGUGUGCAGAUACACAGAGAGGAAUCCUAAUUUUUGGAUGUGAAUCAUGACUAUAAAACAAGGACAUGCCAUCUUUUCUUUUCUAGAAAUACAUACGUGUGUCUUUAUACAUAUGUGUCUAUAUUCCUGUAUUCACACAUAUGUAUAGAUAGUGAUAUCUAUGUGUGAGACACACACCUUCCCUUCUGAGCAUUGCAACAUCCAAGAAGCUUUGAAAUACCUGGAGUAGCGAAUUCAGGCAUGCACGUAUGUAAAUAGCAUGUCUGUCCAGUGUGUAGUAUGUUGUAGGUAGUGUGUGUGCGCGCGUGUGCGUGUGCGUGUGUGUGUGUGUGUGUGUGUGUGUGUGUGUGUGUGUAGCACUUUCAGGGAGGAGGAUUGGGAGGGGAGCUCUGGGGAUGGUCCCAGCCAAAUUCCUCCAUCGAUCCUGUUUCCACUGGCCCCAAUCAGAGCCGCCUCAGAUUCGAUUUCAAGCCGACAGACAAACGAUCAGCCUGGACCUUGAUCUCUGUCUAAGCCGGCCGAUGUUCUUCCCCAAUUCCUUCCUGGCUUUCCAGUUUGGGCUAGGAUGUGGAAGCGGACCCCAUAAUCCAGUUCCUUCCAGUCCCGACCCGCGAGGAUGCUGGGACUGCAGGCAUGGCCCCUCCAAUCUGGAAGUCCAUCUGGCCCAGCCCUAUCGCUCUGUAGCGGUCCUGCCCAGCGGGGACCCAUCCUUGGCCCACAGCGACCCAGGGAUGCUCCUCUCCCACUGCCAUCCAUUCCACUUUGAGAGCCUCCAAGUAAGAUUCCCCCCCCCCCAAGGGCAAGUCCUUCUAGUGGCCACAAGAUGGCACUCGCACACCACAACUUAUUUCCGUACUUCUUAGCUGGGAUGAGGGACUCCAGGGAGCCACUCACAUUCUCCCAGACAGCAGAGGUACCAGCCCACCAAUUUAGGAUGAAGAGACCUCAGAGGCCAUGAUCCCGUCCCCUCAUUUUUCAGUCCAGGAAAUGGAGGUCCGAGAAGGUAAAGUCACUUGGCCAAAGUUGCCCAGGAAAUAAGGAGUCGAGCUGAGUUUUGGUUUGUGUCUUACUAUGAAUUAAGACAGAAGAGCGCCAAGGGCUAGCCAAUGGGGGUUAAGUGACUCACCCAAGGUCACAUAGCUAGGAACUGUCUGAGGCCAGAUUUGAAUUCAGAACAUAAGUCUUCUUUUUAAAAACAAAACCCAAAAAAACUAUCUUACAUCUGCUCUGUUUUCAUUCACUGAACAGAAUUUCUUGUCUCUAGACAUUGAACUACCGUAUACGAGGUUAUCUAUUGCCUGCACUUGGGAAAAUAAAAUAAAAUAAACCUCUACAUCCCUUUUUGCUGAAGCUGAGCAGCUUUCGAAAUCUAGGGAGAGACUUCUUUGUUUCUUUUCCCUGUGCCCUAGACAUAUCAUUUCCCUUUGAUGGCCUCAGACUCGAAACCAAUCCCAAAUGGAAAUCAAUGGAGGCCCAUGUGGUGAGAUGACUCUGGAACUAGAUGGAGGGAUCUGUGGUAAGCCUCUUCCAAACUCAGCUGUUUUUUUUGGUCUUUGAAUUCCCUAUACCAAGCACAUAAGAGGUGAUUAAUAAAUGCUUGCUGGGGAUAGGAUUGAGAACCAUGCCUGGAGUUGGGAGGUCCUGGGUUCAAAUGUGGCCUCAGAUGCUUCCUAGCUGUGUGACCUUGGGCAAGUCACUUAACCCCAUAUGCCUAGCUCUUACUGCUCUUCUGCCUUGGAACCAACAUAGUAUUAAUUUGAAGAGAGAAAGUAAGUUUCAAAAAACAUUUUUUUAUAUGCUUGCUGAUUGACUCGUAGUGUCUGGGUCAGUUAGGGAGGGAGUCAGCAACUAUUAAGAGCCUACUGUAUGCCAGGCACUGUGAUAAGUGCUGGAUUUCUAAGGAAAGGGAAAAACAAUCCCUGCCUUUGAGGGGUCCCCAAUCUAGUGGAGGCGACAACAAGCAAACAAACUAUAGACAGGAUAGAUUGGAAAUAAUCAACAGAUAGGAGACAGCUAGAUGGUGCCAUGCUGGCGCCAUAGUGGAUCGAGUGCUGGCCCUGGAGUCAGGGAGACUUGUCCUCCAGAGAUCAGAUCUGGCUUCACAUAAUUAGUAGCUGUGUGACCCUGGGCAAAUCACUUAACCCUGCUUGCCUCUGUUUCCUCAUCAAAUGAGUUGGAGGAGGAAAUGGCAAACCACUCCUGUAUCUCUGCCAAGAAGAGCCCAGAUGAGGUCACCAAGAGGCAGACACGAGUGAAAAAAUGACCAAACACAAAGCAGUAGAAUUUGCAGGGAUUGGGAAAAGCUUCCUCUAGAAGGUGAGAUUUUAGCUCAUAGAUGACCUUUAACAUCCCUUUUGGCUCUGAAUUUGUGAUCUUAUGUAAGCUGAAAUCAACCAGUAAGCAAAUAGAAGAGAUGGGAAACGAUUGCAUAUGGCAUCCCUACCUUGGGCAAUAACCUCAUUCUCUUGGAAUGGGGUUAGCGAUGUACAUUAUGGACGUUUUUCCUUAAUGCUUUUCCCAGCACACUGCCUGGCACAUGAUUAAAUGCUUAAUAAAUGCGUGUCAACUGGAAUUCAUGGGCAUCUUUUCACAGGGUCCCUGGUCUCGAGUUAGAAGGGCAUUGCUCUUCCAUUAAAAUAUUUGGUCCAAGAUUCACCUUUGAGAAUGGAUGUCUCCAAACCCUGGCACGUCCUUGAGCUGACCCAAGUAGGUGCUCAUCCUUUUCUAAAUAAACACAUCCAUUGUGCCCUCCAUCCUCAGGGACAAUGCCUGGCCCCUAAUGGAUGCAGGCACUGCAGUGUGUUAUCCUCUUUGGGGGCUCUUUAUAAAUGACUAAUUCUUCAUUUAGGUGACAUCUCUGUGGCCCGAAGGUAAUUUCUUCCUGCCUUUUCAGGACUUGGCAAAGAUUUUGAAGGCUAAUCAGAACCUGAUUGAGCCUUUUGCCUUAACUGGUAGAUCUAAUAAAACAUUCCAGGAAAUGCAGGUGGGCCUAGGGAGGACCCAAAAAUAUCCAUGGCAAGAGAUCUCUGGAAAAAAAAGAUUGGUUCCUAGAAACAUAAGCUAUUCCAUACCCUCUCCCCAAAAUAACCAGUCCCUGAAUCUCAGGUCCCUUCAAGGCCAAUGCAUACACUAAAGAAUCCUUAGUAUUAGCCCACGAGGAAUAUUCAGCGUCAGCUUGGAGACCUUCAAAGCAGGGAGGAGGAAUCUGUCCCCUUCCUCCCAAAGGAACCCCCAUUCUACAGGGGAGCUCUCAUCAUCAGGCAGUUCUUCCUCACAUUAAGCCGAAAUCUCCAUAUUGUCCUUGCUCAUCCUACCUUCUGGUCCAAUUGGGACAAGUUUCUGUCUUUAGUUUUGUCUUCUUUUUUUUUUUUAAUAGAAAACUGGGAAUGCCUGUUCUGUACAUGCUGCUUUUCUUCUUAAGUAUAUAAUAAAUCCAACAUGUUCCUCUCAAAGCUCUCCUGCCAAGCAGGACAAGUUUACUCCCUGUGAUGUGUGUGUCAAUAGAUGGGUAGUUUGACUGUUCCCACCUGUGCCUCACCAUCCUGAUUGAGUCCCAGCUUCCCAUAAGCUCCUCAACAGGGAAUGAGGCAGCAGCCACCCAAGGUGUUAGAGGCCAUCCUCUCUGUCUCUGGAUGCUUCAAUGGAGGAUGGGGAGAGCAUUAUACUCCUCCUGGUUUCCCAUCAUCCCUUACCCUCACCAUGUGACCGACCCAUGUCUUUGUACCCUACGUGUCCCUGAUGACAUCCUUUCUCCCUGUUCUUGGGAUUUCCUCAUUGGUUCUGUGUUGCUGCCUGUUCCUGGACCCUUGUGGUGCUGGUGCUGGUGAGGGGGCAGCGCCAAAAGCUGAAGUGGACCCUGGAGCAUCCUUUACUAGUGGUGUGUGUGUGUGUGUGUGUGUGUGUGUGUGUGUGUGUGUGUGUUUGUAUGUGGUUGUUAUCUGAAAUGGUGGCAUUCAGGGACUUUGGGUUCGAGCACUUUCUCUUUCACUAAUUAGCUUUAUGAUCUCAAGCAAUCCACUUGGCCUCUGUCGUUGGCCUUGACCACUUGACCUCCAAAUGUAAGAUUCUGAAAUUCUCUAACAGUCUUUGAACCCUUCCUACUUCCAUUUUCUGCUUCCCUGAACACUUGCCUCUGUAGAUGGGUGUCCCUUUUUUUUUUAAACCCUUACCUUCCAUCUUGGAGUCAAUACUGUGUAUUGGUUCAAGGCAGAAGAGUGGUAAGGGCUAGGCAAUGAGGGUCAAGUGACUGGCCCAGGGUCAUACAGCUGGGAUGUGUCUGAGGUUGGAUUUGAACCCAAGACCUCCCAUCUCUAGGCCUGGCUCUCCAUCCACAGCUGCCCCCAGUGUCCCUAUUUUUAUAGCAACCCACACUAUGAAAGUAUGCCACGCUGAAAUUAGAAACACAAGGGACAGAUUUACUGCAGGCUUUAGAAGAAAUUGGCUUUAUAGAUAUACAAUCUAUCUAUGUAUGUGUGUAUAUGUACAUGUGUGUAUAUAUUUCUUUUUUCUAUACUUCUGCAUAGAUAUAUGCAUAGGCAUGCAUCUAAACAUGCAUGUCAUGUGUAUAUUUGCAUACCCACACACAUAUGUGCCCAUACACCCUCACACAAAUUUCCUUCAUCGAUGACAUCUCUUGCUGCUAGAGCGGGGCUAGUGGCCGUAGAAGCAAGUAGCACUGUCAGCAAGGGGAAGUGCUUCUCUUAUUACAAUUAUAGCGAAUUAUCACUGGAUCCAGUGGGAAAAGGGUGACUCCCCUGAAAUGAUCAGCCACACAUGUUUUCUAAAGCGAGGCUCAUCCGUGUCUAUAUGUCCAUGUGUGGGUGUGACUCCCCUAAGCAGAAGCAGAAAAGGAUAACUAAUUAAUUCUCUAUUUGGGCUCCUUUUUACACGUCUGUUUCCAAGGAUGACUAUUUAAUUAAGACCUUCUGUGUGGAUCACCACAUUGGCACAUGAAAGCGGAUGGAUUUCCGCGUCUGACUUGUGGGCAGGAGAUAGAGGAGCUUUCUAAAGUGAGCUCCUCCAUUCAUGCAGUACUGGCUGUGUCAGGUGUAUGUAAAUUACCCAUUAGCUUUGCGAACUGAAGUGUAAAUAGAAGAAUUGGUGAAUUUGCAGCUCUUUGGUUUUUAACCAUCUCCACGUGGGUCUAGAAGACUGUCAGCCGAUACCCUUAGAAGCAAGUUAUCUCGUGUAUAAAUUCUCCAAACUAUGUCGUUCUGUAACCAAGGAACCCGUCAAAAAUAACAUUUCCAUUGCACGAGGAACUAGAGAGUCCAUCCGGUCCAAUUCUCUGCAAGACUUAAAAACAGGAAGGUGCUGGGAUAGGCCUGAGGGGCUUCUCGGACUGGUAUGAAGCUCAUUGACCUUUUCAGUUGGGGAGGAAGAAGCCACACUGGUGAUCCAAGAAGACUUGAGGGUGGUGGGGGAAGAGAGAAACCAUUCCUCAGCGUCAUAAGGCUAUGGUUGAAUACAAAGAUCUGAAGAAGAAAACAAUAUGAAGCCAAGCAAGACCUGCUGUUCUGUAGUUCCUGUAAUGAAUUCUGUUUUACAAGAUCCUGUCCACCAGGUGCCCAGUUACCCAAGAUGUAGGUUUGACCAGGUUGCGGGGUGAGAGACGGUAGAUGAUAGGAGCUAGAGCAACGUCUUCCCAAGUCUAGAGUAGGAGUAGUGGACACACUUUCCCCAAUGGGCCAAGCUAUCCAAGAGAUCCCAGAAAGUCCCCUAGCACUUUUCUGUUAAAGCUUAGGAGCUGAAAUCUGUACAUAGACUUUUGGGACACCCUGAUUAGCUCUCCGGCCCCUAGCAUAUAGCCUGCUUCUUUGGGGUUGGUCCCAUGCAAUCUGUUCACAAUCAAGGCAGCCUGAGUUAGCUUUGGUGGUGGUGGUGGUGGGUAUUUCUAGAGAGGUACCAAUGGACCUUCUAUUGGGGUUUUGUUAGGUCUGGGAAAACACUGGAAAUUCAAAGAUCUUAAAUCUUGUGAGACAUUUCUAAACAAAAAAAAAUGAACUUGAAUUUUCAUAUGUUCACUGUAAAAAUGUAUAUUUUUAAAGUAAUAAAGAUGUUUUGCCAAGAAA
Messenger RNA from Monodelphis domestica (gray short-tailed opossum), 10543 nucleotides. RefSeq names its product hexose-6-phosphate dehydrogenase/glucose 1-dehydrogenase (gene H6PD). The record is from RefSeq and is a predicted model, not a curated record. Gene Ontology annotation, molecular function: 6-phosphogluconolactonase activity; glucose-6-phosphate dehydrogenase activity; NADP binding. Gene Ontology annotation, biological process: pentose-phosphate shunt; glucose metabolic process; pentose-phosphate shunt, oxidative branch. Gene Ontology annotation, cellular component: endoplasmic reticulum. Lineage: Eukaryota; Metazoa; Chordata; Mammalia; Didelphimorphia; Didelphidae.